AUGGCACAGGAUGGGAUUGUUCUUUUUAUAGAUGCAGGCUUGCACGAUGGAAAAGAAAAAGCCAUCACCGUUGAAGCACUAGCAAUUCAACAAACACUGAAUAGAGGAUUACAGAAUGGCUGGUCAAAAGUUCAUUCUUUUGCCAGCGAGGGUCUUGACCUAAAGACUUGGUUCUAUAUAUUGUCUGGCGCACAUACCAUUGGAGUCUCUCAUUGCCCGUCAUUUUCAUCACGUUUAUACAAUUUUACUGGAGUUUGGGGCAAACAAGAUCCAUCUCUAGACAGCGAAUAUGCAGCUAUUCUUAAGAUGAAUAAAUGCAAAUCAAUCAAUGACAAUACCAUAAUUGUCGAAAUGGAUCCUGGAAGUUCCAGUAAAUUUGAUCUUAGCUACUUCCAGCUUGUGCUCAAGAGAAAAAGGUUGUUCCAAUCUGAUGCAGCCUUGACAACAAGUGUGACAACAAAGUCAUUCAUCAACCAGCUAGUACAAGGAUCACUCAAACAAUUCUAUGCCGAAUUUGGUGUAGCCAUGGAGAAAAUGGGAAAGAUUGAAGUCAAGACCGGCUCUGCUGGUGAGAUUAGGAAGCACUGUGCAGCUGUGAAUAGUUAAGAGCUGUUUUUUUCCUUUGUUCCAAUAUUCAUGUGUUUGUGUUUUG
Solanum dulcamara is the source of this 652-nucleotide messenger RNA. Its product is annotated as peroxidase 3-like. Gene Ontology annotation, cellular component: plasmodesma; plant-type cell wall. The record is from RefSeq and is a predicted model, not a curated record. NCBI's taxonomy places the organism in Eukaryota, Viridiplantae, Streptophyta, Magnoliopsida, Solanales, Solanaceae. Gene Ontology annotation, biological process: response to oxidative stress. The transcript is spliced from 4 exons. Gene Ontology annotation, molecular function: peroxidase activity; heme binding. Bases 1 to 606 code for a protein of 201 amino acids.